CCCGUCCCCGUCCCCCUCCGGGCGCCAUGGAGGGCGAGGGGAACGCGACCCUCCCCCCGCCCUGCGGCGCCAGCGAGCCGCCCUUCGCCUGGGAGCUGCUGGGCAGCCUUGACCUAGCUGGUAGAUUUCUCUUUGCAAUCUUGACUCUGAUGACGCUAAUUGCUGAUCUGGUAUUUAUAGAGGAAGUGAUCUACAUCUACAGGAAAAUCCCCUCCUCCAAAAGAUCAAUCUUAAUUUGGAUAAAUGCUGCAGCUCCAGUGAUUGCUACUACCUCAUGCAUUGGCAUGUGGAUUCCUCGCUCAACAAUGUUUACAGAUUUCACAGCAGCAGUAUUUUUUGCCAUAGUUAUCCACAAGUUCCUGAUGAUGAUGAUUAAAGAGUGCGGGGGCCAAAAGCUGUUCCUCAGGCGGUUUGAAAAUGGUCGCUUCAAGAUCAGCACGGGGCCCUGCUGCUGCUGCUGCCUUUGCCUCCCCGGCGUGCGCAUCACUAGGCAAACCCUCUUUUGGCUGAAGCUGGGCACCUUCCAGUUUGCUUUCUUUCGACCCGUGUUCAUGUUUCUGUCAAUAGUGCUUUGGACCAAUGGCAAUUACAGCCUUUCUAAUUUGUCUCCUGAAGGAGCUGCGAUAUGGAUUAGCUGCUUCGUUGCUGUCCUUACCAUUAUUGCUCUGUGGCCAGUUGGAAUCAUGUUUCAACAAGUCAGGGUUCUCCUUAACUGUAAGAAGAUCAUCCCUAAAUUUGCUCUUUAUCAGUUUGUCCUGAUUCUGAACCACCUGCAAGCAGCUAUUAUCAACAUCUUGGCCAUGCAAAGAAUUAUCCCCUGUGCUCCGCCACUCUCCUCCUCAGCAAGAGGAGCAUAUAUAACCCACCAGCUCCUCAUCAUGGAAAUGUUUCUAAUAACCCUAAUGUCAAGGGUGGUCUAUCGGAGAAGAUACGACGAACUAGAGCCUCCAGAGUGUGCCUGUGAAGAAGAUGGGGACAGCAAGCAGACUCCUAAGAUUAUCCUGAAUGGUGCAGUUAGUGAAGAUGGAUUGCCAGGCUUUUAGAAGCCCCCAGUGCUCCUGUUCUGCAGGAGCUGGAAGCUCAGCUUCAGGAGCUUCUUUCACCACAAAUAGCCACUGUCCAUGUCAGAACAACUUCUGGCAUAAAUGCGUGUGUGCUACACUGAAAGGACCAAUGAGUGGAAUGAUAACCCUAUUUAUUCUCCAGUGAUACAUACAUGGUGUGAAUGUUUUCACACCAUGGUCUUUUAUUCUGUGAUUGAGCACUGGAUGGUAGCCAAACUGUCUCAAAAUGUGAUUUUUAUUUUUUUUAUCUAUUAGAAUUGCUGUGAUUUAGAGUUAACCCAGAGCCAUUCUUGUAUCAUCUAUUUUGAAUUCUUUUAAUCCUCUUUCAGGUAGCCUGGAUUGCUGUCAUAUGUCCCAAGCCACAUUUUCCUAUCCUUCCUACAUUAAAAUUUAUCAGCUCUCACUCUGUCACAAGGUCGCCGUAGCUAAUUCUGAUCAGUAAAUACAUUUGCAAGUUUGUUCUUAAAUCCCCAAACCUGCCUGGGCUCUCCACCUAUAUAAAUGGAAAUUUCUUUAUGGGAAGACUUUUUACAUUCCCUGUCAAUUCACCUCCUAACUUGGUAAAUACACAGUUGCUGUUUUUAAAUAUGUCAUUAGCUGAUGCUUCUCUUAGAGAAGGGAGAUCUCUGUCACUGGUCUGGAAAAAGAAAGUAGGAGCCGGUCUGAGAUGUGUUCUGCAACCGCUCUGUGAUGUUACGUUGUACUUUGGUUCUCUGUGUGGAAAAUGGGAACUAUGAUACUCAGGAUCCUUGCAUUCAAUGUCCUGUGGGGAUGAAUACUAUUGAAAGGACUCUCUUUCAAAACAUUAUUUCCCCAACAUCUUCACCCUAAAUCUGACCUGCCCAGGUGUUCAGUUGGACUUAAAGUACUACUAGAUUUUUUGAAUUCACACCCAUUGCUCCAUUUUGCUGAAAACAGGUUUUAGUUUUAUUUUUUCCAAAUGAUCCUGAUGUUCCUGGAUGAACCCAAUUGCUUUGGUUUAGCUCACUGUAAUUUAUAAUAUGAUACCAUGUUUAGUAAGCAUUUGGAUAUGCUGUUUAUUGGGAAAGGAGGUGCAGCACCAUAUGCUAGCACUUGUCUCUCCUCAUCUAAUCUGACCCCUAGAAGUAAAUGCUUCAUCUGUAUAGCAAGAAUGGUAGACUGGGAAAAUGCUUCAUGUUGGAAAAGAUGUUAAUAACGUCCUUUACCUAUAAGGUAUCAAAUACAACAUCAGAGCAAAGCUAGGCACAUAGUGGGGCUUUAUUUGUAUUUUAUAAGGAAUUCCAGAAAUACUUUCAGUUUGGGAGUUGGCUGUGGAAAAUGAAAUAUUCUGAAAACCUCAUCUAGUCAACAAGCUGGGAGGAGAAAAGGGGGUUGAAUUAAACAAAAUAUUUUCUUACUGAUUGGGGUAAAAAAUAUUAUUUUCUUUAACAAUAGGAUUCCAUUGUACUAGAAAAAAAAACGAAUUAUUUUUGGUUUGAAGUGGUUGUAACAAUUUUUAUACCUAGCUUUUUUUCUAAGCAGACAAUCGGAGAAAUUAAUACAGAUUUCUGAACUCCAUUAAUGUGAGUGAAUCUGCAUUUUUCUUUGAAAAAUAAUUUAGGUGAUAAUUUUUCACUCUGCUCUAGAGUGUGACAGUAGAAUUAACAGGGAUCAACUAAUAUCUUCUUAACAUGAGAAAUCUUCUUAAUGUAAUUUAACAUUAUGGCUAUUAGCAUAUUCCUAAUGUUGCCUUAUAUCAGUGUAUUCUACGCUGCAGAUAUGUUUGUAAUGUUGCUCUUACAGACUUAAUUUCAUAACAGCAUUGGGAAUGGUUGGCUGUGAAUCGAAGAAGCUUCAAAACUGGAAAAUAAAAUAUUUUGAGUUGGU
This is a messenger RNA of Cygnus atratus (black swan), 2912 nucleotides long. RefSeq names its product organic solute transporter subunit alpha-like. Gene Ontology annotation, molecular function: transporter activity. NCBI's taxonomy places the organism in Eukaryota, Metazoa, Chordata, Aves, Anseriformes, Anatidae. The coding region runs from base 27 to 1043 and encodes 338 amino acids. The transcript has 8 exons. Gene Ontology annotation, biological process: bile acid and bile salt transport. Gene Ontology annotation, cellular component: plasma membrane; endoplasmic reticulum membrane. The record is from RefSeq and is a predicted model, not a curated record.